Messenger RNA from Exophiala bonariae, 1749 nucleotides. RefSeq lists its product as uncharacterized. Gene Ontology annotation, molecular function: GTPase activity; microtubule binding. Bases 1 to 1749 code for a protein of 582 amino acids. Lineage: Eukaryota; Fungi; Ascomycota; Eurotiomycetes; Chaetothyriales; Herpotrichiellaceae. Gene Ontology annotation, cellular component: membrane; cytoplasm; microtubule. The transcript has a single exon. The record is from RefSeq and is a predicted model, not a curated record.
AUGCGUCGAGGCCCCAUCGACCAGCUGGUGGUGCGUGUAAUUCCGGACCCAGAUCGCUCCGUAGCUGAGCAAACAGCCAUAAAAGAAUUCAGCGAAUACCCAUCUGACUUCACCGACUUACUUAGGGUGAUGGGGAAGGCCAAGGGAGUCAUGGGUCUGUCGUCCAUCUCUUCGCUCUCGCAACCUCUGCCUGCCAAAGCAUUUGCCAGAGACGUCCUAAGUAUCGAAAUUCAAGGUCCUUCUCGCCAGCAGCUCACCUUGGUGGAUAUCCCGGGAUUGAUUCGGUCUGAAACACAAUGGUUCACUAGCCAGGACCGCGAGAUGGUUGCUGAAAUUACAGACGCAUACAUCACACAACCUCGGACAGUUUGCCUUGCCGUCAUUUCAGCUACCCAUAACCAUGCCUCCCAGUUGAUUUUGGAAAUGGUCCAUGAUGCUGAUCCCACUGGUGAGCGGACUUUAGGGAUCAUCACAAAGCCUGAUUCACUCAAUGCCGGGUCCAAUGAAGAGAAGAUAUCCUUGGACUUGGCUCGAAAUGUGAAAGUCGUCUUUAAACUGGGAUGGCAUGUGAUCAAGAAUGAAAAGGUUAGCGAAUCUGCCUUUUCCUUUGAGCAAAGAAAUGCUACAGAGGCGAGUUUCUUUCGUAACUCCAAUUUCAAUUCAUUGCCCGCCCACGGUUUGGGUAUCGAUGCUCUACGGGCACGUCUCACUUUCAUCUUGUUCGAGAAUUUCAAACGAGAAUUGCCAAACUUGACUCGAGAGUUGGAAUCAGCCGUGACAGAAACGACAUCUCAGCUCCGAAAACUGGGGGAUGGCCUUGCAACAACCUCGCCAAGGCACUCUCGAAGCUAUUUGACGCGACUGAGUAUGGACUGUGUUGAAAUCAGCAAUGCAGCUAUCAAUGGCAAUUAUGAAAGUCUUUACUUUCACGGCGACUCUCAUGAGACUUCCUCACUCAAGUCAGCUUCAUCAAUCAAGAGGUUGCGCACGGUGAUUCAGCAUCUCAAUCGCGAUUUCGUUAGCGAGAUUCAAAUUCGUGGAGCCAAGUACCACAUCAUGUCUCCCGACCAGGAGACUCAAAUGUCAAAACACUUGGCAGAUUCUACAAUACCAGGAUCCGUGCAGCUAUCAAAAGACAAAGCCCUAGGAUGGAUUUCGCGAGUGAUGGAGAGAUCACGUAGAAAGGAAUCUUAUGGCAAUUUUAAUCCUUCCAUCAUUGGCGAGCUUUUCUGGGAACAAACUAGCAAAUGGCAGGCUCUUGCAGAACAACAUGUAGAUCGUGUCUUCUGCAUCUGUCAGAAGUUCUUUGAUCUUCUGUUGGAAGAGAAGUGUCCAGGGUACAUUGGAGUACGGCUAUCACAAUUUGAAGUGGUAAAAUCUCUCAAUACUCGCCGUGAAUGCGCGUACAAGGAGGUUUGGAAUCUGAUGGAUGACAACCAAGACUUCCCCACAGUUUAUGACCAUGAUUACGCUGCCACGAUCCAGAAACAACAGUCAGAAAGGAUGCAAAGCGUUCUAAGGGAAGCGAUUGAUGAUGCAGCAUCGCAGCCUGAAAGUCAUGAAAUUGUCUCAAAGAACGCCACCUCAUCGAUUAGUCUUGAUGCUGUCAUGGCACAAGUUCGCUCGAAGACCCAUCGAGAUAUGCACUCUUACAGCUGUGACCAUGUUCUUGGCUGUCUUCUCGCGUUGUACAAGGCAAGUUUAUUCUUAAUAUUGGGAAUUCGAGCUUCUCCAACUGACUUCCACUAG